Hansenula ciferrii is the source of this 1821-nucleotide messenger RNA. It is a transcript of the gene SYO1, whose product is annotated as Syo1p. Gene Ontology annotation, biological process: protein import into nucleus; ribosomal large subunit biogenesis. The record is from RefSeq and is a predicted model, not a curated record. Lineage: Eukaryota; Fungi; Ascomycota; Saccharomycetes; Phaffomycetales; Wickerhamomycetaceae. The transcript has a single exon. Bases 1 to 1821 code for a protein of 606 amino acids.
AUGGGUAAAUUAAAGAAGAAGUCUAGAUCAUCAAGACAUCGUGUUAAUCCAGUUGCAAACCGUAAGAAGGGAGCUGAACAACAAGAUGCUGCAUUAAGAGAAACUAAAAUCUUACCAAUCAUUGCAAAACUGAAAUCAGUUAUUCCAAAUGAUAAAUCAAUGGCUUUAGGUACAAUUACUAUAAUGUGUGAAGAUCCAAAAUAUAAAAGUUUAUUAUUGAAGGAAAAAUUAUUACAAUUAAUUAUGGAACAAUGUCUAGUUGAUGAUAAUAGUGAAAUUAUUGUGGAAUCAUUUGGUCUUUUAAGAAAUUUAGUUAUUGAAGAAGGUUAUGAUGUUGCAACUUAUUUAUGGAGACAAAAUAUUUGGGUUACAUUAGAAAAUAAUUUAAAUAAGGCACAAAUUUCAUUUCAAGCUUUGAAAAAUGAUCCAAAAAAAGUUCAAAAAAAUGAAUCAAGAUUAUUAUUUGAUUAUAUUGAGAAUUUAAUUUCUUUAAUUGUGGGUUUAGGUAAUGGAUCAGAUGAUUUAUUUGAACAAAUUACAAAUAAAUUAGAUUCAUUAGUUAUUUUCAUUAAGGAAAUUUUGAAUUAUGGAUUAGAUUUAAACAAUAAUCAUUUAAGAAUCUCUGGAACAUUAUUUAGUUCAAUUUUGGAUCUUAUAUAUGAUUUUAGUAGUCAAUCUGUUGAAUUUAUUCAAAAUUUAGAUCAAAUUUUAGAAAUUGAUAUUAAUAAAUUACAAGAAUUUAGUAAUAAAUCCAAAUUAAAUAAAUUAACAAUGGUUUAUAUUCAAGGUAUUAAACUUCAAUUAUUAGAAGCUUCAAAUAUUUCAAAUGGUAAAGAUGAAAUAUUAUACAAUAUAAUUAAUGAUUCACUUUCCACAAUUCAAGAUAUAAAUAUUGAAAAUGAAAGAAAUGUAUUGAUUGAAAAUAUGGACAAUACAACAAAUAUAAACAUUACAGAAGAAACUAAAAAACGUUCAAAGGCUAAAUCAAAUUUACAAGCAAUUUCAUUAACUAUUGAAGUUAUAACUGCUACAAUUGAAAUCAUUGCAGUGGGGAGAACUCCAGAAGAAGAUGUUGAAAUUAAAGAAACUGAAGAUGAUCCAUUAUUUAACUCGUUAUUAGGAAGAGUUCCAGAAGUUUUAACAUUUUUAUUAUCAUAUGAUGAAUAUAAAACUGGUAGUUUAACUGCAUUAAACAAUUUGAAUUGGUUAUUUGCUACAUUAAGAAUUUAUUUAGAUGAAUGGUCUAAAUUGGCUAAAAAUUUAUGGACUUUAUUAACUAUGAAACCUGAAGAAAAUUUAGAAAAUAAAAUUAGUUUAUUUGGUAUAUUAUGGGCAAUUUCAUCUGUUAAUCAUGAUGAUAUUCCAAUCAGUGAUGAUUUCAUUAAAUCAUUAAUUAAUGAAUAUCAAACUGUAUCAAAUGAUGAAUCUUUAGAUUUGUAUUUAAAAGAAGAAUAUUUAGUUAGAUUAAUUGGAUUUUUAGCUUCAUUAGCUCAAACUCAAGGACAAAUUGAACGUAAUGGUGAAAUUUCAGGAUUUUUAAUGUUGAUUUUAAAUCAAUUACCAAAUGUUUCAUCAAAAAUUGUUAUAGAAAUUUUAGAUUUAAUUUAUGAAAUUUUUGGAGAUUUAGAAUAUGACUAUGAUUAUCCAAUUUUCGUUGAAAGACAAUAUUUACAAAAAUUAGAAGAAUUAUCACCAAAGAUUAAACAUUCAAUUAGACUUGUUGAUAAGAAUGUUAAUCCAGAAUUGAAAAUAAAAGGUGAAGAAGUUUUAAAUAAUUUAGUAAGAUUUAUUGAUUAUAAAAAGAAAGAAAGAGGUUUAUAA